Messenger RNA from Plasmodium gallinaceum, 561 nucleotides. RefSeq names its product Plasmodium exported protein, unknown function. The record is from RefSeq and is a predicted model, not a curated record. The transcript has 2 exons. NCBI's taxonomy places the organism in Eukaryota, Apicomplexa, Aconoidasida, Haemosporida, Plasmodiidae. The coding region runs from base 1 to 561 and encodes 186 amino acids.
AUGUACUAUAAAAAACAGAAAAUACGCAUAUCUCUUUUUUUUAAAUUUUUUAUAUUUACUCUUUUAAUAUGGAUAUCACAAUAUUCUAAUAAUUAUACUUGUAGAUUCUUGAAGGAUAAAAACAAUUUUGAAAGGGCAAUUAAUUUAAUAUACAAAAGAACCUUAUCAGAAUAUGAAUUAAUAGAAUCAGAUGAAAAAAAUUUAAAUAUAUCAGAUAAGACAAAUCCAAGUGACAGGGAAGAAGAAAGUUAUCAUAAUAACUUAAAUAGUGAUUAUAUAAACUUAAUAAAUCUAGAUAAUGAUUCUGAAGUAAAAUUAGAUAUGCGAAAUAUAAAAGAAAAUAAAAAAAUUAACGAACAUAAUGGAGGACACCCUAUCAUUAAAUUAAUAAUUCUAUCUGGAAUGUUCAUAUGCUAUAUAUUUGUAGUUUUAUCUUGUUUAUACAAGAACUAUUACAUACAUAAUACACCAAAUGGAAUAACUCAAGAUUUAUUUUCACUUUUAACAGUUACUCUUCUUUUACUUUGUUCAAUAAUAAUAGUAGACCGUGGUAUAUUGUGA